AUGCGGAGCACGGUCACUCUCGCGACGCAACGUGCAUCCGCAGUUGCAGCAACAGCAGCAGGGGUAGCAUCGAAGGCAGGCAUUGCCAAGCCGACAUUCGGCGUUUCACCGCACUGGUGCUCGGAUGGGCGGUGCGGCGUGCUGCAUAGGCCGAUUCGCGUGUUCGUGAUGUGGUACGGCGUGUUCUCCGCCGCUCAGAAGCAGACGCUCCGCACCUUCGUCGCAUCGCUCAGCCCCAACGCUGACACCGCCGUCACUGUACCGUUGUGGUGGAACGUGAACCGGCAGUACCACGACCAGGCUGGACGGCGCGUGACGGAAACCGUCACUUGGGGCGGAGAGACGGACGACGCGGGAUACUCCCGCGGCGCCACGCUCUACGAUGCUGACGUCACGGCACUUAUCUCUGACGCCAUCACGAGCGGGAAGCUGCCUUAUAACGCGGACGGGGUGUACUUCGUGCUGUCGGACGCGAGUGUAACGCAGGCGAGCAGCGACAAUCUUCAGGCGGACCGCUUCUGUGAGGCAUUCUGCGGAUGGCAUUUCUUCGGCUCGGCACCUGGCUUCGGCACGUUCCUUACUGCAUGGACCGGCAAGGCAGACUUGCAGUGCCCUGCCUCGUGCAUAGCAGCAGACAUCCGCGGCAACGCGUCCCUCUCCCCCACGGGCGACCCAGGCAUGGAUGGCCUCGUGUCGGUGUUCGCCCACGAGCUCGCAGAGGCUGCUGCCAGCCCGUUCGUCUCCACGUGGUUUGACAGCGACGGGGAGGAGAACGCCGACAAGUGCUCGUGGACGUUCGCCCCCAUUCUCACGGACCCAUCAAAAGCCAGGUACAACCUGGUGGGGGUCAACGCCUCCAAGUUCCUCAUCCAGCACAACUGGGACCUCAUCACUGGUGCCUGCUGGCUCACCCUUUUCCUUUUCCUCUCUACUGGGACCUCAUCACUGGUGCCUGCAGCUCACCCUACCAUACCCACCGCCCCUCACCCCUCCACCACCCUCGCAACGCCUCCUGCGGCCCUUGCCCGCCUCCCCUCCACCCGGCACCAUAAACCAAGCGGCAAAGAGCAUUGUGUGGAGGGUGAAAGCGGUGCUGGCAGGUCGAGGCAGACCGGGGAGGAAGAGACCCCCUCGGUCACCCGUGUGCAGGCGGCAGUGGUGCUCCAUGCGGUGCAUGAGGGGCAGCAGCAGGCACAGCGGCCACACGAGCCCCACGCCCCACUUGCAGGUGGACCAGAGCGCAUGCACGAGGGCCACCAGGGCGGACAGCAGCAGCACUGCAGGCAGCGGCAGCAGCAGCGGUGCUUCCUUGCCUUCCCUGCCCUGCUCUCCUGA
Closterium sp. NIES-65 is the source of this 1335-nucleotide messenger RNA. The record is from the annotation of a GenBank genome assembly. Lineage: Eukaryota; Viridiplantae; Streptophyta; Zygnematophyceae; Desmidiales; Closteriaceae.